Cynoglossus semilaevis (tongue sole) is the source of this 1658-nucleotide messenger RNA. Its product is annotated as cytochrome c. The record is from RefSeq and is a predicted model, not a curated record. NCBI's taxonomy places the organism in Eukaryota, Metazoa, Chordata, Actinopteri, Pleuronectiformes, Cynoglossidae. The transcript has 3 exons. Gene Ontology annotation, molecular function: electron transfer activity; heme binding. Bases 582 to 896 code for a protein of 104 amino acids.
AUAUGAUGAGGUGGCCGCCAUAUUGGUCAGGGACGGGCUGCAGGAUUUACUACCUCUGUGUAUCUAACAUGUAAGACAUGUAUUCUAGGACGCAGUUAUAACCAAAACAAUUUAAUGUUACACAACCCCGAAAAAACACUCUAGAUAUUUAACUUGUUGGUGUACACUGGCACCGGAAUGCAGACAGGCAGGUCAGUUAAGGACACGCAACUCUAUACCGUUGCGCCAAAACUCCAGAGCAUUCUUAUUGGAAUCAUAUGUAGCCUACAAUUCAAACCGCAUUAAACCUACUGUACGUAACAAAAUAUAAAAAAGAUAUAAUAUGUACAAUUGUCUGGGUUUUUAAAACAAUUAUUCAUAGAGUUUUAACAGUUACGUGGAAGUGACGACAUGCAAGGUUAUGUCGUGACGUCUGUGGUGACGUCUUAAAACGUUUUGGCAGUCCUUUAUUUGAUCUUCCUCGAAGCGAUAAGGACACUGUCUGUAUUGAGUGGCUUUAUCACUAGUCGUUAUUCAAGAGGUGGAGAAAACGUGAGCUGUCACUGGUGAAGAGAUUAUCAUAUUUACCAUCUCUGCUGAAAAUGGGUGACGUUGCCAAGGGAAAGAAGGUUUUUGUCCAGAAGUGUGCGCAGUGUCACACUGUAGAAAAGGACGGCAAGCACAAGGUGGGGCCCAACCUCUGGGGUCUGUUUGGUCGCAAGACUGGUCAGGCGGCGGGCUAUUCCUACACUGAUGCUAACAAGAGCAAAGGUAUCGUGUGGAGUGAGAACACCUUAAUGGAGUACCUGGAAAAUCCCAAAAAGUACAUUCCGGGAACUAAGAUGAUCUUCGCUGGAAUCAAAAAGAAGGGAGAACGUCAAGAUCUCGUUGCAUACCUUAAAUCUGCCACAUCAUGAAGUAGUCCUGCAAAGAAUAAUUUAACAUGAACAUGUUUCCUAUUUUGUCUAAUAUUUACAUAUGUUCAUAGUAAACACGGUUUAUGUAUAUCCAGCUGUUCGUAAUUCAGCGGUACAUUGAAAUGGUUUUGUGAAUGUCUCUCACUAUGGAAGGACAAAAAUGCAUCAGACAUAAAAAACAAUUUAUAUUAUUUCAAAUGACUGAUUGUACGACGAGUGACUUACGCUGUCACGUUUCUAAAAACCUUUCUGCAAAGAAAACACCACUCCUUAUAUUUAAUGUAUAAAGUGUUAAAAUGUCAUUAAGUAUUUUUGUGUUUUUAGUUUUUGUUCCCCUGAACUAAUGAUCAACUGGUGCUUUUACUCAAAUGACUCUAACUUAUCCAAGUAAAUUGAGUUUCUAGCGUCCCCACCCAUGAAAAGAAUGGUGCUGUUUCCUUCCUGAGAUCAAUUAACUCUGCAUCAUGACAUUCAAUCCACCACAACUCGACUGAAGUCCUACUCACGAUGCUUAGCAAAGGUUGUUUUAUUUGUUGUUUUAAACAAUGUUUUUAUGUCGGUAUUCGAGUUGGCCUGUCACUUACCUGGUUUCACAGGCCUGUAGGAAUAUAUGGUUUUAACUUAUGCUGUCAUCUGACUGAAAUGUAUAGUGUGUUUUUGAUGGAUUGCUGCCACUGUAUACAAAUGACUACUCUGUUACAGACAUAAGCAUAAAUGUGAUUUAUGAUCGUGGACAGAAUGAACCUAUGGUGAAAACAAGCA